Molecule: messenger RNA, 937 nt
Organism: Nicotiana tabacum (common tobacco)
Lineage: Eukaryota; Viridiplantae; Streptophyta; Magnoliopsida; Solanales; Solanaceae
Source: RefSeq, a predicted model, not a curated record
AUGGGGGGAAGAAGCUGCAGCUACAGUCCUAGUCCACACAGAGGUUACAGCAAGAGAUGUCGUAGCCCUAGCCCGAGGGGUCGCUAUGGUGGUCGUCUGAGUGAUCCCCCUACUAGUCUCUUGGUUCGCAACCUUUGCCGUGAUUGCAGGCCUGAAGAUCUUCGAGGGCCGUUUGGCGAGUUUGGUCCCAUUAAGGAUAUUUAUUUGCCACGAGAUUAUUACACUGGGGAGCCACGUGGCUUUGGUUUUGUGCAGUACUUGGACCCUGCUGAUGCUGCAGAUGCCAAAUAUGAGAUGGAUGGCCAGGUUCUACUUGGGCGGGAGAUCACUGUUGUGUUUGCCGAGGAAAACAGGAAGAAGCCUUCAGAGAUGAGAGCGAGAGAGCAUUCGAGGGGUCGGGGAAGUUCCCAGCUCUCGUAUUCUCGAUCUCCACGGUAUAGGCGGUCCUAUUCUCGAUCACCGCGGUAUGCUCGGACUUAUUCUCGAAGCCCUGACUACUAUUCGCCGCCUCCCAGGAGAAGAUAUUACUCAAGAGAGAGGUCUUGCUCAAGAUCUCCUUAUGGCUCUAGGAGCAGAAGCCCAGUAAGGAGUAGGAGCAGGAGCAGGAGCAGGAGCUGGAGUAGAAGCUGUAGCUUCGAUGAUGGCUAUUAUUACUCUAGAUAAUAAGCUCUCUCUAGCGGUAUUGCUGUGUUAUCCUUGUACUGCGACUGUAGUCUUUUUACUGAACUCUUUGGGUUUUGGACUUGUGGAGCACCUUGUGAUAUUGCCGAUAGUUGGAGAUCAGACUCCAUUAGUUCAGUAACUGAGCCUGGCUUGGUUGUGCGUGACUGACUUUUCUUCAUUGUAAAUUUCCGUGCUCGUAUAUUGUCCUGUUUGUUGAAGAUUCUCUUAAUUCGCGAGCUAUUCAUUAUUAUAGCUGUGGCCAGUAUUGACGUAA